Stegodyphus dumicola is the source of this 4095-nucleotide messenger RNA. RefSeq lists its product as uncharacterized. Gene Ontology annotation, biological process: embryo development; regulation of transcription by RNA polymerase II. Gene Ontology annotation, cellular component: nucleus. The record is from RefSeq and is a predicted model, not a curated record. NCBI's taxonomy places the organism in Eukaryota, Metazoa, Arthropoda, Arachnida, Araneae, Eresidae. Gene Ontology annotation, molecular function: RNA polymerase II transcription regulatory region sequence-specific DNA binding; DNA-binding transcription factor activity, RNA polymerase II-specific.
CAUCUAGACAUGAAGAUGCAAGAAAUGAAGCCGUUCUGCAAAUCAAGCAGCAUCGAGAGAUCUGCAGCUCUGCAAGAAGUCCCCGAACGUCCACCGGAUGCUCACUACAACAGCAAAAAGCUCCUAAUUGCCAGCACGCAGUUUCUUCCCGGCUUGGUGAUGCAUCCAUCAACUAUGCAUACGUUCCCUCAACCCGUGUUCUCCAGGACUCACUUGCCGCUGUCUCCUUUGCCUAUCCUUCCGGCUUACACAAUGGCCGGAUGCGUCCAGCAAUUUGGAAAUUACCCUUUCGUUCUGCCGGACGGAUCCAGCAUGUCGUGCAAGACAGCUACAACGAGCGAAGCUGUGCAAGAAAGGUUAUCGCCAAAGGCAAGCAGGCUGGGGUCUUCGAAGACCGUCAUGGGUCAUUCGGAGAAAGCAUGUCCCUCACAAUCAACAACAACAUCUUGCAGCUUAGAGCCAGCGAACAAGUCCAGAACAACAAAAGCGAAGUUUGAUUUCGCAAAACUCGCCGAAUCGGCCACCUCCAAGGACGAUCCACCGCCAGCUCACAGUCAGUGUCUAUCAGACACCAAAAUGGACCCCUUCAGCUGCACCACAACGGCGACCACCAAAGCAUCCGUAGCCCUUAUAACCAGUCAUACUUAUCCUUUCAUAUCGCCUUACUAUACGCUUGGGGCAAUGGGUCUCGCGACGGACUAUUUUGAGCGUAAGCUGGCAAGGGGUAGGGGAUCCUCUAGACCCAAAAAGGAAUUUAUCUGCAAAUACUGCCAAAGGAGAUUUACUAAGUCUUAUAAUUUAUUGAUCCAUGAGCGGACGCAUACUGACGAAAGACCUUAUACCUGUGACAUAUGCCAUAAGGCUUUCAGGAGACAAGAUCACUUGAGGGAUCACAGGUACAUCCACUCAAAAGAGAAACCUUUCAAGUGCACGGAGUGUGGCAAAGGCUUCUGUCAAUCCCGGACACUCGCUGUCCACCGUAUUUUACACAUGGAGGACUCACCACACAAAUGUCCAACUUGUGGACGGACCUUCAAUCAACGCAGCAACCUCAAGACCCAUCUCCUUACGCACACGGAUAUAAAGCCUUACAACUGCGACUCCUGUGGCAAAGUGUUCAGGAGGAAUUGCGAUCUCAGGAGACACACGUUAACGCAUACUCUGGGUCUGCCAGAGGCCCCCUGUGAAGAAGGAGCUAUGUCGCCUUCUAACAGUUGUGAUCGCUUUUACCCGGGUGAAGACGACGACGAUGAUGAUAGUCAUUCUCAAGAAAUUGUCGUCGAUGUCGAGAACUGAUAACCAACUCCAAAUCCUCCCUGUUUCGAUGUAGUAUUAUUAAUUUAUAGAUUGUUAUUCAAAAGAUUAUUGAAUGUAAUACCCAUUUUAAUCAGUAAACUUAACCCUUUAGCUCCCCAAAAGACGUCGUCAGUAAAAAGGUUUAUUUGCUUGUCUCAUGGUUAACAUAUUAGUAAUGCGUUACAAUAGUACGCCGAAUAACAACUUUCGGAAAUAUACGAAUAUGUAACUAACGCGUGAACAAAAUGCCAAAAUAUACGAAGCCACCAGUGUUGAGAAAAUAAAGUUACUAGCCAUUGCACAAGCGAUAUUAAAAUGGUAUUGCACAAAAUACACAAAAGGCAAUGUUAUGGCACUUUACAAGUGAUACCACACCAAGAAAAGGCCAAUACUGAUGAAACGCUGCGUUAUAUUUUGAAAUUUUCGCUACGGCAUCCUAUUUACGUAUGUAUGCAAGAAAAUCACAACCUUAUAUUUUAUAGAACUUUGAGCAGGGGUUUCAGUGUUAAACCACCGGGAGCGAAAGGGUUAAAUUUGAACUCAAAGCAGCUCCACAGAUACCAGGAGAGAUAAAAGCUUUCACUUAUUUUCCCAGAUUUAUAUAUAUAAUUUUUAGUUAUAAUCGCACUUACGAGUUUUGUUACAAAAUAUACAGCAAAAUUUUAGCAUAAAAAUAAUAAUAAUGGUGAGAAAAAAAAAUAGCAAUGGAAUUAAAUUAAUUCCAUAUUAGUAUAACUAGAAAUAUAUAAAUAAGCAUUUUCAUUAGUAUUUUAAUAAGAAAAGUUCAAAAGUUUUUCUAUGAACUCUUCACAAUGUCUUUAAUGCAUAAGUUCAUUUAGGAGCUGUUCAUAACAUGUCUGGAAAUUAUUUAAUCUAUAGCGUACCCCUAAUCUUAAUAUUCGAAGGACAUCCUCAGUUCAUUAAAAGAGAACGUACAAAUGUUAAAUUUAAUAAAAUAGUUUUUUGUGGUAGAUUUUUUUUUCCAAUAGUGACUCCCCCCCCCUCCCCAAGAGAAAAUGAAAUGUUCUGCAGAAUUUUUUUACCUGUUAAAGAAGUCAGACUUCUGUCUGAUCGCCUUCAAAAUCGGUAAAAUUGUUUAAAAUCUACGGCAAAUUAAGGUUACUUUUUUGCCUGAUUUUAAUUAGUUGAUUGAAAUCGAAACCAAGCUAUUUGGCUACUUAAUACCACACUUGGUGACAUUUCUCUGUCACUUGGCAAUAUUUAUAAUCUAUUUUGUUCUUAUUUGGUGACUUAAAUUUAAUUUCAAAAAUUUUUUCUCUAAUAGUUUGAUGAGCGGAACUUCGGUAAUUCGAUAAAAAUAUCCAAAUACUAACAUUAAUCGCGAUCACAUUAACCGGCAUCUACUGUGUUGUAGCCUUGUGAAAUCAGCAAUGUUAAUUUCAUUUUUUAAACCAAGAAUUGGAAAACCUAUUUUUGGAAGGUUAAUUUAAUAUUACUCCUGUUAAAUUAAUAUCAUGAAGAUAGUUGAACAAUAUGGAAUUAUUUUUGCCAGUAUUUCAUUCAGCAAUUCCAUCUUAUGUCUCUUCUGGGUCCGCUUACUUCUCUGCUUUAUUUUUGUAUGUAACAACACACUUGAUUACACAGAGGUUAGGUUUGCAUAUGUAAUAGAUAUUGUACAGAUUGCAGUGCUAUUAAUUUUAUUAAAAUUGUACAUUUUGUGUAAUAUGUAGUGUUUGUUUAUAUUUAGUGUGUAAUAUUUAGUGUUCCUGGUGUGUGUAGAGGUAUUUUUUUAUCGUGAGGGAGGAAUAAGUAAAACCUAGAAGUGCACUAAGGUUACCCAGAUUUAUUUUAAAAUAAUUUUUAUGAAAUGACGUGUUUUUUUCUAAAAUAUUUUUACACCUUCUAUAGAAGCGUCUGUUUUGCAUGCAGAGGCACCUAAAAUAUGGAAAGAUGAAAUUCUAAUUUUUUGAUACCACACAUACGAUACAAUUUCGGAAAAAGUUGCCAUCACAGGAACGAAAGUUGUGAUUCCAAUUAAACUUUCUUUUAAUAUUUUGCAAUAGAAUUUCAAUUAAUCGAAUUUGGAUAACUUGAAAUUUUCAUUUAAGUUGACUGGAAUGUUUGCUCUUUGUGAAAUGUAUAGAAAGUUAUUAAGCUUUCCUCGAUAAGUCGAAUUUUUGUAAAUCGAUAAAUCGAAAAACUUACUAAGUCGAACUUUCUCGAAGAAUGCUAAAAUUAUUUUCUUUACAUUUUUUUUUUUAGACAAGCCGGAGAUAUCUCCUAAUGACAGAACUUGUUACAAAGUCUUUUCCGGAAUGUUACUUUUGUUAUGUUUUGUUAGUAUGUUGCCAGGAAUUUAUCAUCCACGAAACGUGCCAAUGCUGCCUUUUCGUAAAACUUAAGAACUUUGAUUUAUAUUUAACGCGACCUUGUAGGCAAUCAGUUCUGAGAAUGUUACCAUUUAUCUUAUAAGCAGUAAACAAGUUUCUUAACCAGUUAACUGUGAUUGACGAGUAUACUAGUCAUGCGAAUAUUAUGUUAAUGAAAUGGAGAGAUAAGAGGGAGGUUUAUUUAGUAAGUACUGUACAUAAUGACAACGUAAUAGAAACAGAGAAAAAAAAAUAACAACAAAACCGGAACUAGUGAUUGAUUACAAUAAAAAAAGGGUGGAAUGGAUAUGAGCGAUGAAAUUAUCAUAGCAUACUCCACAGCGAGAAAACGACUCAAAAAGUACUACAAACAGAUAUUUCUCCAUUUCUUAGACAUUAUGUGUUUGAAUGGAUUCAUAUUAUAUAAAAAAAAUAAUGGAUCAUUAUCGCGUAUCAACUUUUUGCUCAA